CUCGUAGGUAGUACCGUGCCGGAAACUGACACCUUGCAGAAAAAGAAUCUAUUUUUGUCAUGGCUCCAAUUUCGCGGUAUUCAACAUUUGGAAUCGGUAUUUUUCUCUGCAUUCUCACAAAAAUAAUACCUGCCGUUUUAAUCAAUCCAACAACAAUAAGAACAAUAGCCAUACGACCUCUACCAUGAACUUGGUUCGCCGUGGAAAGCCCCAAUUCAUCCUCGUCUUUCUCCUGGGCUCCAUGAUGAUGGCAAAGUCCAUUGCACAGACAGACCCCCCUCCCAUCGAAGCACCGGGAAAAAACGAGACCGAUGCAAAAGGCACAGGAGACAAGGGUGGCGACAAAUCCUUUGACGAAGACGGCUUUAGUGGCCAGAGCGACGGCCUCGACACUACUAGCRAUGCCACUGCCGAGAAGACCGGUCCAAAAGUGACAGACGAAAAGGGCGGCGAUGCAACGUUUGACGAAGACGGCUUUGACGGUGAGAUCGACGGCCUUGAUGUGAGCAGUGCCAAUACCGAUGUUGUGUCCUUCGCUGUUCAGAUUGCCUCGUUUGCCAUCGCCACAAACUUUUUCGGUCUAUAGAUGCAAUGCUUCGAUAUAAUGCAAUGGGGUGCUAUGCUAUGCUAUACUACACUAUAUUACACUAUACAACACUAUACUACAAUACACUAAAAUAGCAGAAAUAUGACACUAUGCUAUACGAUACUGUGCUGAUGACACUGUAGCAAUUUCGCUGUGAUUACACGAUAAUGUGACACUUUGAUUCCACUGUGAUUUCGUACUAGAUAAUCAACCUGUGAGACAGUAACCACCAAAUCACGAAUCGAUAGUGAAUAACUCACUCUUUAUUGUAAACCACGUAUUAUUGUACACUAAGGAGCCUAUUAGCAUUUCACAGGUUAUGAGCAACAAAGAGACUUACCUCAGCUCAAUAACCAUCAUCAGCACCAUAACCAACCACAGAGUAGUUUGAUUUACUAACUCGCCUCACUCCUCCGGUGUAGAGCACCUCUCGACAGCUGCUUUCCAUCCKGAGCAUUUUGCCGGAAGAAUUUUCCAGAAAACACCCGGAUGAAGAGAACCCUGUACUAAAUCACGUAGCAUCCUACGGUACACUUCUUUUCAGAUAUCAUACAACAUUCGAAGUGUUGACACCUACCACACUGUCAAGCCACAACCCACUUCUUUAGAUACAGCAAACGCCCACAAUAACUUCCACCAUGGCGACUUCAAAGCGAAAAACACGACGAAACACCAGUAAAAAGGACACUAAUUCCCCCCACAUCCGAGACUUCCUCGUAACCUCCCCCCGCAGGAAUCUCACUCCCGCACAACGCGACCGACUGGAACUUCAAUUUUACGAUGGUACUAUUCAACGUGAAAUAAGAGCACUAGAACUGCCCUUCCCGAUAGAUGCAACACUACGAAUCUAUGAUGGCCCACUAUUCCUCUUCAAACCACUGUACACUCCUACACCCUCUGAGUUCACACAAUGCCUAGCCAAUGUUCACACCAAAGCUCUCCCUGCAACAGAUAAGAUUGUCAUGCUUGGCGAAUACCUCAAAGAAAUGAUCCACCGAGACCACUUUCACCAACCAGUCAACACCAGCCCACAUGGCUCAUCUAGAUACAAGUACAGCCGUGCCUUCUUGACCUUCCUCGAUACAAUACUCCCACCACAUCAGGAAACACCACYGGCAGCAGUCCCUGUUCGACGACACUCAAAACCACCACAACGUCUUGACGACUCUCCUAGUAGUCCUGAAUCCGCUCACCGCAAACCACCACCAGCACCAACACCUCCGGAUACAAAGGUCCAGCAGAACACAGACCCUGGCACCAAAGAUUCAGGCAUAGAGUCAGACUCAUCCACAAGCUCCCUACCAGCCCCACCAAGGAACCUACGGCAACAAUUUGCCCAGGAAUUCCACAAGGCACAACAGCGGACCAUCAACACAGAUCGACAGCAACAGGAUACCGCAACGGACCAAAAUGAACUGGAUGAUCAAUCGAUAUCAGCUCAAAUCAAGACAUACAAUGCCACAUUCCAACACAUUGAUCGACAGAUUGAAGAACUUAAGGACAGCUUUGACACAACGGAGACAGAGACCCAAGACAACCCCAAUCAAGACGAGCGGUCCUCUGACUCCACACUUGUAAAUGAGACACGCAUGAUCAACCUCAUCAACAGGAUCAUUCACAAAACAGAACAAUCAUGGACUACACAGAUGGCAGAAGCAAACCAUGAAUGGACAGACCAAUUCACGACAGUGGCAUCAACCCUAAAGGAUCUCCAGUCCACCUACGACUCCACUCUCCAGAUGAGAGAUAACGACUUAGCUCAGGCAAAACAAGACCUUGCACAAGCACAUGAAGCUAUUCGUAAUCUCCAAGACCAACUGGCUCAUCAAAGCCAACUCCUGGAUGAAUCGAUUGCACACAACAAUGAAAUAACAAAAGAUUUGUCAACUGCUGCAUCUACCACAUGGGCACUAGACCAACGCCUCGAAAAAGCAUCCACUGCACUAAACUCCCUCAAACACGGCACCAUAGCACUCACAUCCUCAUCCCGCGAUGAAACUAGCAGUCUCACCUCCAAAACACCUAACGUGGAGGACCUCCGCCGUCAAAUAAAAGAACUGGUGGAUACAGAGCUGUCAAUGUUCAGUAAGACUAUGGAACAACGUGCGUCUACUCACGCCCGUACAAUGGAAGCAACCAUUCACUCCAUCAUCACUGAUCAAAUAGACAAUCUAGUCACCCCACAGGAACCAAUCAUCCAAAGUAUAAAAGACAAGAUUGCAGCAACGGUCCUGAAUGAGAUCACACCCCAAGUUGAAACUAUUACCAAUCAGUUCAAAACAGAUCUCAUUCACACGAAGAACACCAUUAAACAAACCACUCAAGCUCACCUAGGUAAACUACAGAUACAGCACACAGAAAUUAUAUCAUCAAUCUGCAAAGAGACCACCAAUGCCAAAACCGCACUUGGAUCAGCAAAGACUACUGCACAAAUGGAACUCCGUGCCACAGUCGACAACCAUCUUCACUCAACCACAACAUCGAAAAAUAUUCAUGAUAUACUCACCCAAUCCCUCUCCCAUGUGUUUAAAUCAGAAGAAUUCAAUGCUAAUGUUGAUGCUGCUCUCAACAAAUUUGUUCGGGAAUCAGAGGCAUUCAAAGACACCCUUGAAACACACGUAAAGGAAGCCGUCAACCAUGAAACAGCUCAUACCAACCACAAAAACAAAAAUAAAAAUCCAUAUUCCGCAUACAUUUACAAUCAGGCAAGCUUCCCACCACAACAACACAGCUUUCAACCCCGCACAGACUCAGACGAAUACGAUGACGAUAUUAGUGAUCCGGAACAGGAACCCCCGGUAGCUCCUCGCUUCAAGUCAUGUGCCAACCGUGUAUAUGCAUGCCAGAACCGCAUGGCUCGUGACAUGGAACAUGAAUGGAACCACCGUAUCAGUAAAGCAAUCAAUGCAAUGGAACAUAAACACAUCAAUACAUCCCUCAUUCCCCAGGACAACAGAUACCUUACCUCCUCGGAAUUCACGGCCAUGUACACGGAUCUUCACACUCUCAUGACACUGGAAAGCCUUCCCCUCACACACAUCGAUGAACUCCACAUUCAUCGGACAUGCCUACCCCCAAACCACAAUGAGACAGAAGAAAAUAUUCAAAAGAUUAGUACACACAUAUACCAACGACUCACUCAGAUGAUCGACGCCCAACGACAAUCAAAACUAAGGGGACUGAUGAGUCCAUAUCAACACAGGAUGAGAGGAUACGAGGCACUCUAUGCCAUUGCGAGGAACUCCUUACCAUAUCUUUGCCCUACCACAACAGGAUGGGGCCCGGACUGGAAACAGGAUGAAGACCCCGGCACAUAUGCAGGAAAACUUUUGGAACACGUCCGCAUCAGUCACUUAGCCCAUAAGCAUGACUAUUCUGAACUGGAUAUAUGCUUCGAAUAUGCGACAAGGAUUAUGAACCACUACAAUCAUGCAGCCGGUAACUAUCUCCUGUUUACACUGAGCAAUCACAAACGCGAAACCCCUGGGGCAGAUAACCAUCCUGUCCCGGAACACCUCUCUCUCACCUCAAUGAUAGAAACUGUCCUGGAUUACCCAAAUAAUCCCUCGAUGCAACACCAACAGCACACACAAACACCCCAUAUAUGCCGCAUGGAGCAACCUCGCCGAAAAUUUGAAUACAAGAACAAGGUCCAAUGCCCGUGCUGCMACACAUAUGGACACAGUAUUGGCGAUCAAGUCUGUCGGUUUGGAGCUCAACUCCAUCAUGCACAACAGUUUGCAACAAUGAAACCUGAGACUUUUAAAUCCAAUGCCGACAAACACCACCGCAUGAACAUGAAAAACGUCGUUAAACUGUUCGAAUCAACACUUGGAAACACGAUUAUCGACAAAACACAACAUGAACUGACUCACGAAGCUUGGGUAAACGCAUUUGACACAACCUCCUCUCCUGACUCGUCUGACACACAGGGAGACGAAUAGGAUCCGCGCCGUGUCUCUAGCGAGGCCCGGCCUAUUACACGAGAACACAGAGCAGGCUCUCUCAACACGCGUGGGUAUCCAACUCCCAGACCGCAUCACCCUGACACAACUCUAUUCAC
Molecule: messenger RNA, 4649 nt
Organism: Pseudo-nitzschia multistriata
Lineage: Eukaryota; Bacillariophyta; Bacillariophyceae; Bacillariales; Bacillariaceae
Source: the annotation of a GenBank genome assembly